AUGCUGCUAGAGCUGGCGGUGUACAUGCGUCAGAUGCGGCGCCUCACCGUCAUCGACCUGCGAGCCAAUCCCAUCUGCGCCACGCCGGGCUACAAGGACGUCGUCAUCAACACCUUCCCGAUACUGCUCAGCUUGGACGCUGAGGAACUUGAUCCUGUUGUACAACAUGCUGCUAGAGCUGGCGGUGUACAAUUGUACAUGCGUCAGAUGUGGCGCCUCAUCGUCAUCGACCUGCGAGCCAACCCCAUUUGCGCCACGCCGGGCUACAAGGACGUCGUCAUCAACACCUUCCCGAUACUGCUCAGCUUGGACGCUGAGGAACUUGAUCCUGUUGUACAAAGAAGCUACAAAAUGGACAUGACACCCGACAUCAACACAUUUGCCACCCGCCGUCUGCUGAGGCUGCUCUAUAUCGAGCAGCUCUCUCGGGCCCACGUCUCGCCCCAUACGCCCCCUGCUGACACCACUGAGAUACCACUGGUGGUUCUAGUUGGGUGUGAAGCCGUCGGCAAAGGAACCCUAGCCCGGCGUCUGGUGGAAGAAUGUAGCGCACACAUUGAACUGGGCUACUUACACACUACAGCACCCUACCAUUUCCCGAAUCGCUACAGGGAAGUAUCGAGGAGCAAGUUCGACGACAUGUUGUUAGCCGGAGAUUUUCUAACUUACAGUGAGAUGGACGGGGAGUCUUACGGGCUAAGCCGCGAAGAAGCUUUCAUUAACGAAGGCAAAGUAAAAGUUGUGUGUAUGGACCUAAUUGGAGCACUAAUGCUGAAGUCUCGCGGUCUCAGGCCGUAUUUAAUUCUCGUCACCCGCCUGGACAAACGAUUGCUUCUCAUAAAACAGAAGGAGCUGAAAACGAUCCGGAAUAUAAACAACGAACAUAGAAUGUCUUUAGAACCGCCAUUGGAGAGGUCCACUCUACAAGUUCUGCUGUCUGGGCGAAUCAUUAUAACAGGAAUCCUUAACGAAAUUUUACUGUAUCUGCCAGAGGAAAAGGAGAAGAGUGAGUUUGUGAUAGAGUCGGAGUGCUCCCUCAUGAUGGACAGCGAAGCCCGCCAAGCUGCCAAGGCGUACGCCAGGGGAUUUAACAUGAUUACAUUACUAGCCUCUAGCACAACUUCAAUAGACGAUGCGUGUAAGGACGCUCGGGAAACGAGUCAAAUGGAACCCAGCCUCUACUCCCUGUAUAAGGAGUCGCAGGGCACCGACGAGUACAACAGCUACGCUAAUGGCCAGAACUCCUACCAAGAGCGAAACGCUCGAAAGGAGCAUGCGGAUAGUCGUCCAUCCCGAACUAAAAAUGAUAAGCCAGCAAGUAUUUCAAGACCGAAAAGUGUCGACUUUAGUAGAUACGCUUCCUCGACAUGGAAAGGUUUUUCGGUAGUCCCGGACAGUUCUAAAUCAUCGAAAUCGGUGACGUUCACAUCGCAAGAAAAUGAGGCGGAAGAUAAGAUAGACCCCAGCGGAAUGUUGAUCGAACCACGGCAUUUAUCUGAGAAAGAAGGUGAAAAGAACAGAACUGCAAGAUCCAUCAGCGGCAAGGUUCCUUGGAAAUCACGUCGGACAGCCACGUCUGGCUCUGGAGACGACCUAGAUCUGUGGCUAGCAUUCUUGUUAGAAACGGGUUUGCUACAGGCUAGCAGUAUAACUCGUAAUUUGUCUGACGUCGGUUCCCGGUACGAACCACGACUCGUAGAUGACCCUGAAUCAAUCAUAAGGCAGCUAGCAGACUAUUUGCAAGUUCCUUGCGAAACCUACACUACUAAUAUCAGAGAUGAAUAUGAAGACAUACACCGCAAAUCACCCGGUCUUUUUUGGGACACGGUGACAACAGACAAUCCAAAUGAAGCUUUUAUCAAGGUGAAAGGUAUAAUCCACAAUAUUUUCAAUUCUCAACCCAAUCUCAAGCCAAUGUUUGAUAUUGACUUUGCAAACUUGAAUGACUACCCUACAGUUGAGAAGAAGUUAGACAGGAUUUGUAAGGAAAUAGCCCCUCAGAGACUGUUCUAUUAAAAUAUAUGCAUUAUAA
Molecule: messenger RNA, 2032 nt
Organism: Ostrinia nubilalis (European corn borer)
Lineage: Eukaryota; Metazoa; Arthropoda; Insecta; Lepidoptera; Crambidae
Exons: 13
Coding region: 1-2016 (671 amino acids)
Cellular component (GO): cytosol
Molecular function (GO): GMP kinase activity
Source: RefSeq, a predicted model, not a curated record